AUGGAUAUAUCACAUCCUAACAAUUUUCUGCAACAGGAAGAACAUCGGUUAGCCACGUUCAGCGGACAUGAGAUAUUUCCCAUCGAUAUUAGGAAAUUGGCCGAAGCCGGAUUUUACAGUACGGACGCAGGGAAUAUUGUGAAGUGCUUUGAUUGCAAUUUGGAAGUUGAUGUUACAAUUCUCGCAGUGUCAGAUGACAUCGUUAAGAUUCACAGGGAGAUGAACCCUCAUUGCUCAUUCGCGUGCAAACUGGCCACUAGAGUAUACAGGAACAUGACGUUCGUCACCUACGAUUCUCUAAGAUACGAAGAACAGCGAUUAGGAACCUUCAUCGACUGGCCUCAUGAAUGGCUGAAACCGUCAGAAUUGGCGGUCGACGGAUUUUACUAUCUCAGGAAAAGGGAUUACUGUGCGUGUAUCUUCUGCAGAGGGAUAGUUGGAGCCUGGGAACGGGGUGACACGCCAAGAGGAGAACAUCAGCGCCAUUUUCCUCACUGUCCCUUUAUUAGGGAUCAGCCAGUUGGAAAUGUUCCCAUUAUUCCUGGCAAUAUUUUAGCCAGGUUACCGGCACUACAUGUGAGUCUGGACGAUUGCAGAUCGUCAAGACGUGUUAAGGCCGACGUUUGCGGAUUAUCGUCAAGACACAUGGCCGGAUCAUAUCCCGAAUGCAGAGGAUCUCUGGAGGGAAUUGGUCUCUCCCAGCAUUCUGGACCGACACGAAGUGAUUUCAUGACAGUAGAUAGCCGAUUGGAGACCUAUGUCGAAUGGCCUGAGGAUAUUGGUCUGCAUAUACAAGAUCUUGCCGAAGCUGGAUUUUUCUACUGUGGUCUGAGUGAUCAUGUUCGCUGUUUCCACUGCGGUAAGGGUCUUCGCAAUUGGAUAUCUAGCGAUAUACCUUGGAAGGAACACGCUAGAUGGUAUCCUACAUGCAGAUUUGUUUUAUUGAUGAAAGGCCAGGACUAUAUCAAUAAGGUCCAGCAAGAAUAUCCACCAUACACCCGCAUAGCAAGUACUAUAUAUUCGGGUAUCGAUAAAGCUGCUUCCGGUAGCAGUAAUAAUCCAACGGAGGUGCAAUCCAUAUCCGAACAAGAAUUGGAUCUAUUGAUGAGUUUGGAUAUCGCCAAGGGUGUACUGAGACUGGGAUUUCCUAGUUAUAUAGUCAGGGCCACCCUUAAAGAUCGGGUUGAACAAACCGGCGAACCGUAUAUCAGUAUAGAGCCUUGUCUUGAAGAUGUCAUACAGAGAAUGAACGAAACAGAGAAUCAGGUUGCAGAUAAUCGUUCUGAAAGUACAGAGUGUGAGCCGUCAUCUGGCGAGACUGAUAUUUUAUCUUCGAUAUCUGAACAACAAACUUUUGUAUUCCCAUCUACGUCUGGAACCAUGGAGAAUCGGGUUGCAAAUAUUCAGUCGCUUCCAUACGAAUCUACCGAGGUUGAACUAUUAUCUCAACAACAAGUUUCUAUAUUGCCAUCUACAUCUGAAAUAAGACGACAUCAAGCUUCGGGGUAA
This is a messenger RNA of Penaeus indicus, 1509 nucleotides long. RefSeq names its product baculoviral IAP repeat-containing protein 2-like. The transcript has 5 exons. Gene Ontology annotation, biological process: regulation of cell cycle; positive regulation of protein ubiquitination; negative regulation of apoptotic process. The record is from RefSeq and is a predicted model, not a curated record. Gene Ontology annotation, molecular function: cysteine-type endopeptidase inhibitor activity involved in apoptotic process; ubiquitin protein ligase activity. Gene Ontology annotation, cellular component: cytoplasm; nucleus. NCBI's taxonomy places the organism in Eukaryota, Metazoa, Arthropoda, Malacostraca, Decapoda, Penaeidae. Bases 1 to 1509 code for a protein of 502 amino acids.